Messenger RNA from Fusarium vanettenii 77-13-4, 1512 nucleotides. RefSeq lists its product as uncharacterized. Bases 1 to 1512 code for a protein of 503 amino acids. Gene Ontology annotation, molecular function: S-methyl-5-thioribose-1-phosphate isomerase activity. Lineage: Eukaryota; Fungi; Ascomycota; Sordariomycetes; Hypocreales; Nectriaceae. The record is from RefSeq and is a predicted model, not a curated record. The transcript is spliced from 2 exons.
AUGGCACCUCUCAAGCAUCGAGCAGUUGCGUCCAGCUUCAUCUUCAAGUUUCCUGAAGAUGAUAUGACGAAGAAGCCGCAGGUGGCCCUGUUUCGGCGUAGCGGCCAAGUUAGCACAUAUCAGCACAAGUAUGCCGGCGUUUCUGGCAGUGUAGAAGAGACGGAUGAGAAUCCUCUCGCAACGGCAUGGCGGGAGAUCCAAGAAGAGACAACACUCACCAGCGACUCGCUACGCUUGUUCAGGCAGGGCAAACCAUUUUCGUUCGCCGAUGAGUCUAUCGGUAGAAAGUGGACCAUCAAUCCGUUCGGGUUCGUUCUCAAGUCCGAGAAGGAGGGCGGCCGUGGGGAAGCCGGUAUCCAGAUCGACUGGGAGCACGAGGGCUACGAAUGGUUCGACCCAGCUGUAGUCAACGAGUCGGAAGGCUUCCAAGGUGUUCCUCGGAUCCUCGAGAGCUUGAGGAGGGUCUGGUUCAACAUUGACCAAGGCGAAGCAGCUGGAAAGACUCUAGCCGAGGGCCUAACCGCUUUGCAAACAGAUCAUGAGAGUGGAGCACGCCAAUUAGCUUCUAAGGCACUUGGCAUCUUCAUCAAGGUGAUUCGGCAACUCGACACCGGUGACCGAGACCAAUGGUGGAAGAAUGUCAGGUUCGCCGGUUGGCAUCUUUGGAAGAAUGGGCGUGAGAGCAUGGGGGCAUCGAUACUCAACGUCGUCCUCGCCAGCCUAAAACUGAUUGAGCAACGGCUACCUUCUCAAGGUCCAGUCUCGACCGACUCGGUUGAUGGCAUGAUUACAGAACUCGAGAAAUAUGCCCAAGAACGACAAGACUCCGGUUCCAAAGUCAGCGCAUCACUCGAAACCUUCUUAGAACAAACGAUUUCAGGCGACGAGCCACUCAGAAUUCUCACCCUUUCGUCCAGUUCUACCAUUACAUCAGGCAUUACGCGGGUGCUAUCAAAGACGUCGCGGCCUGUGGAGGUGCGUGUCCUCGAAUCCCGGCCGCUCUUUGAAGGUGUCAAGAUGGCGAGCGCAAUUGGCUCGUUUGUCGAAGAAAACAAGGUCAAUGCCCGCUUGGUAAUAUACACCGACGCAAGCGUCAGCGUUGCUGCCAAAGACGUCGAUGUCGUGUUAAUCGGAGCGGACCUGAUCAACGAGACGGCCAAUGUUAGCAACAAGACGGGCUCGCUGCCUGCCGUCUUGACGACGAAGCAUGUCUCUCCAAAGUCCAAGAUCGUCGUAUUAUCCGAGAAGGAAAAGGUACUCCCGUUCAACCCGCCUGGUCAAGAGGAGAAUGAUCCACGCGAAGUUACGCAAGCAUGGGAUGGGCUCACGCCGUCGACAACCAAAGGCCCAAACAACACCCACAUUGACGUGAAAAAUAUCUAUUUCGAAUGGAUACCCGCGAGCCUCAUCGAUCACUACGUCACGGAAGACGGGAUUUCCACUUCUGAGGGGAUUUCUGAAUGGGCGGGGGAGGUUCACAAGCGAGCGGAUCAGUUCUUCACCGAUCUUUGA